AUGGAAAAGCCAGCUUCGACGAAGACCUUUCAUGGAAGCCUGGCUUUGAAGUCACGGACCAAUAUAGAUAUAGAUGCAUAUUUCUCUUCUUAUCUCACCAUAGAUGAUCCCAUCUUUGAGCUUAGUAUUUUCGAUGCCCACAAGAGCUUCUUCAACCAAGUAAACAAUCAUCAGAUUCAAAAAUUGACCAUUACCAGCAACACUAGAGCUUCUCCUAUGCAUGAUAAUGUUGUUACAGACUACGCUGACCCCAGAAACUACACAGAUCGUUCAUUUGCUGCGCUAACUGCAACAGCAGCCUCGUCAGAAGCCAAUUGGAAUAAAAGCCGCACUGGCUUGUUUCAUCUUCUUUCAGGAGCGAAACCAGUCUCUAUGAGCAAUCAAUCUCGUUCCACUGACCUCAAAAAGAAAAUAAAAGCUUCAUUGUCGAAACCUAUACGGCUUUGCCGAAGGAGAUGUCCGUGCGCUGAUAAGAAAUCUGUUCAAGUUAAGGAGAUGAAACCAGCAAUGAAAACCCAUGUAGCACCACCUCCUCCCCCUCCACCAUUUCUAUCACACAACCCAAAUGCUAGAGGCUAUCUGAAUCAGAAAAGGCCGCAUCUUGAAUCCAAUCUGAAGACCCCUAUAGAAGAGUCUGCCAUGUCAGAGAUUGCAGCCAACAAUUCUGAGGCUCAUAGGACUCCAAUAUCUUCCAACAACAGGGUUAAGCAGAAACCUUCGAAGCCGGAUGCGUUUGCCACCAAAUCUGAAAUACUGGACACGGUUGAGAAUGAAGAAGCUCCUGUGAUUUUGCAGCCCCAGCAAGCUGUGGCCUCGGAGGCCUCUGUUAGUCCUGUUACCGAUGGCUUCACCUUUCCCCUGUUAAACCCAAAAUCAGUAGAAGAAGAUCCACCCGGUAAUUCUUUGGAAGUUUUUGGCCCCCCCUAUAUUGAAACCAGUUGUGUUUCACAGAGUCCCAAGUCCGGAAUCGUCGACGACGACGCCGCAAGCGAUGCAAGUUCGGAUCUUUUUGAGAUCGUGAGCUUCCCCGCUCAAGCCACAUCGACACAGUCAGGAACUAACUUCGAUGCAAAACCGUUAGAUACCGUUAUAAAUAGUGGGUUCUUGUUCAAGAGUAAGGAAUCAAUGACAAGAACAAUAACAGAGAAGUACGAGCCAAGCGAAGGCAGCAUCGAUUGGAGCAUGAGCACCGAUGAAGGUUUUGAAUUUGACACAACUGGUGCUGGCAACUUGUCUCUUAAGGCAUCGGAAUCCGGCGACGGCGGCGAAGCUCCUCGGGAAACACCGACAACCCAUUUCGUCGGCUCACCGCUCGCAAUGUGUCAAACUGCUCACAUUUCCCUUGCUUUUGCUAUAUAA
Prosopis cineraria is the source of this 1359-nucleotide messenger RNA. RefSeq names its product protein PHYTOCHROME KINASE SUBSTRATE 4-like. The coding region runs from base 1 to 1359 and encodes 452 amino acids. Gene Ontology annotation, biological process: phototropism. The record is from RefSeq and is a predicted model, not a curated record. NCBI's taxonomy places the organism in Eukaryota, Viridiplantae, Streptophyta, Magnoliopsida, Fabales, Fabaceae. The transcript has a single exon.